CUUUGCAAUUUAAAGUGUUGUAAUCGUUUGCAAAUUAAUCGCUUACACUUGUGCAGACAUACCGGCUCUAGAAUUUUGCCUGAUCAAGUACAGUAUCGUUGUUUGCAAGUUAUGGCAAUGUCGGCAGGAGUAGCAGAGCUCACAUCUGUAUUUUCCUUGACAGUCAUUGGGCAGAAUCAGGGAGCGACAUGGCAGCAAGGGCAGGAGCUGAAGGUGUGCUCCCCUUCUGGAGCUGUUUUCAAGAAAUCUCGAGUUGCUGUGACUGCCGCUGCAUCUCAGCGAGAAUCGGCUGGAGAGAGCGCACCAAAGCUUAGCACAUUGAUGAGCACGGCUGUGGCGUUGGCUGGGGUGGCGCUUUUGGCUGGGAAUGCCGACGCUGCCAUGCAGAAGGUGGAAGGUACAGAACGCGAAACGCAAGACGCUGUGACCACAGGAAUUAGAGAGCCUUCGCGAUUCAGUGCUGCAAAGAGCAACUCAGUGCAGGAGGCUGGGAAAAUUAACUCUCAGGCUUCAGGAGGACUGAUCCUCGGAGCGCCCAGGCUUGAUGAGCCUGCUGGUGCGUACCGCUCACCCCAGGGCAGCACCUAUGGGGUUGACGAGACAGGAGGCAAGCGAUCCACUCCGGCGGGAAUCCUGCAGGGUAACUCCCCAGGGAACUCCGGCGGCUCUGAGAGCUCAGAACCUGCAGUGAUUGGUGGUGAUGCAAGGGAGUGAGCGUAAAAGCUCUUCUUAAACCGGGGAAGAUAUGCAUUCUAGCAUAGGUUUUCCAUGGUUCUAACCCGGUUGCUGAGAAGCUUUGCUGCUUGCAAUUGUAAAUUUUGUAAGAGGGUCUAACGUCACAGUCGGAUCGUGUCUACUGAUGUGACACAAUUGUAUCUUUGAACAAGAUUGAUGAAGUAAUAAGUUCUGAUCUGCUCGUUUUAGUACUUC
Molecule: messenger RNA, 930 nt
Organism: Physcomitrium patens
Lineage: Eukaryota; Viridiplantae; Streptophyta; Bryopsida; Funariales; Funariaceae
Source: RefSeq, a predicted model, not a curated record